GCAUUAUAGGUUCAAAAAAGGGCACCGCCGGCAGGAUUCCUUGCAAGAAAGCAUAUUCAGCAUGACGGAGAAGGAGCUAAAGUAUUUUUCAAACUUGCCCUGAUUAUAGCUGUCGCAUUACAGUCGUCUAAUUACAGAACAUUUGACGCAACCGAACUUUUGCGCCCAUCAGUUGAAUCUGCUUCUGAAGGCGUAAGCCUGUUUCAUGAACUCCAUGUACACAUGCUUUUGUACGGGGAAAGCGGUAGGGUUGUCGACCUCGGCAGAGCUGAAACAGCAUUUCGGAUUUUGACAGCACUGCUCUGUCCUCGUGGCUCCCAUGUCUCGAAUCGCAUGUUGCUGAGUUGUUUGGUAUCUUCCGGUACUGCAGCCUUAAAUGGUGACAACAAUGGGUUAAGUACCCCACUCGCGGGAUCUCUUGUUGAUCUCAUGGCUAAGCAUGUAAGAGCUAUUCUCGGACAGCAUUUCUGGGCGACGACCGGCGAAGAGGACGCAACAAAACAUAGACAUCUCACGCUGUUGGAGCUUCUGAUUACCAUUUCUCUCCAUUUUUUGCGUUCUUUUUUCUUGAAUUCGCCUGUAUGCCCUGUAACCGAAGCCGAUCUGGUAAUGGCAUGGAAAUGCAAGAAUAGAUCGCAAAAGUUUCACUUUGGUUGA
Messenger RNA from Strongylus vulgaris, 657 nucleotides. The record is from the annotation of a GenBank genome assembly. NCBI's taxonomy places the organism in Eukaryota, Metazoa, Nematoda, Chromadorea, Rhabditida, Strongylidae.